AUGCCUGAAACCGCCAAACCAGCGCCCAAGAAGGGCUCCAAGAAAGCGGUAACCAAGAUCGCCGGAAAGACCGGUAAGAAGAGGCGCAAGUCCAGGAAGGAGAGCUACGCAAUCUACGUGUACAAGGUGAUGAAGCAGGUCCACCCCGACACCGGCAUCUCCUCCAAGGCCAUGGGCAUCAUGAAUUGCUUCGUGAGCGACAUCUUUGAGCGCAUCGCCGGCGAGGCCUCCCGUCUGGCUCACUACAACAAGCGCUCCACCAUCACCUCCAGGGAGAUCCAGACCGCCGUCCGCCUGCUGCUGCCCGGGGAGCUGGCCAAGCACGCCGUGUCCGAGGGCACCAAGGCCGUGACCAAGUACACGAGCUCCAAGUAA
Messenger RNA from Pseudoliparis swirei, 375 nucleotides. RefSeq names its product histone H2B. The record is from RefSeq and is a predicted model, not a curated record. NCBI's taxonomy places the organism in Eukaryota, Metazoa, Chordata, Actinopteri, Perciformes, Liparidae. Bases 1 to 375 code for a protein of 124 amino acids. Gene Ontology annotation, cellular component: nucleosome. Gene Ontology annotation, molecular function: DNA binding; protein heterodimerization activity; structural constituent of chromatin. The transcript has a single exon.